AUGACCGAGCACGGAAAAUGCCAUUGCGGACAAACCGAGUGGGAAGUCAAACUCGAGGAUAAAUCCCAUGUCCUGUGCCAUUGCAACACCUGUAAGCAACUGGGUGGGGGAACUUAUUCGCUGAAUCAGAUUGUCCCCAAGGACAACCUCAAGAUUACUAAGGGCAAGCCCAACAUUUAUACCUAUUAUGGGGACUCGGGAAAAGCUGUAAGAUGCUACUUCUGUCCGAACUGCACCUCGCACGUCUACCAUCAUCAAGAGAUCAUGGGAGACAAAAUCGUCGUCCGCACUGUCCUCCUCGAUUCUGGCAAGAAUUUCAAGCCGUCUGCUGAGAUCUUCGGCAAGGAUAGAUUUGGAUGGGAGAAGGAGGUUGCCACUACAUUCGACGUGAUGCCUCCUUCACCUAACGAUAAGUCGCGUUUGUGA
Mollisia scopiformis is the source of this 426-nucleotide messenger RNA. RefSeq lists its product as uncharacterized. Bases 1 to 426 code for a protein of 141 amino acids. The transcript has 5 exons. Gene Ontology annotation, molecular function: carbon-sulfur lyase activity. The record is from RefSeq and is a predicted model, not a curated record. Lineage: Eukaryota; Fungi; Ascomycota; Leotiomycetes; Helotiales; Mollisiaceae.